This is a messenger RNA of Phragmites australis (common reed), 4480 nucleotides long. RefSeq lists its product as uncharacterized. The transcript is spliced from 5 exons. Lineage: Eukaryota; Viridiplantae; Streptophyta; Magnoliopsida; Poales; Poaceae. The coding region runs from base 534 to 4226 and encodes 1230 amino acids. The record is from RefSeq and is a predicted model, not a curated record.
UGACAAUUUUGGAGAGCAAGCAACCGUAUGGCAUAUGGCGGAAGCCCGAGCUUGACAUAUUAUUAGCAACGCCGAAUUCGCAAUCCAGCUCAAUAUGUCUCCUUCUUGUUCACACCAUCCUUAGGCUCUUGGGUGGCAGAGCUUCUUGGAGUCCUCAGAAGUGUGAUAACUAGUCCAAGCAGCAAGUCAUCUAUUCUUCUGGAUGCAAGCUCAAACUCGCAACCUCGGCUAGGGAGUCAUCAUGCAAGAUCUGGGGGAGUCUUUCCAUGUAAUUUUAGAAGCACUGCAACUUGUUCCGAUAACAGAUGUCAGAACAAUCCUUGAAUAAGCUUUGAAGCUUCAAGAUAUCAGAACAAUUCAUUGCUUUCUUUACCCCACAUCUGAGAGUCUACCAGUUGCCACUCUUCUUGUUCAGAACCAUCCUUGAAUCUUCUCCUACCCGAACCCGAGAAUUCCUUACUCUGCUGCAAGGUUAGAGAGACUCAGCUGAGAGCCCGAGGUUUAACAAUCUCGGUCGGAGAGCAAGCAACCGUAUGGAAAAUGGCAAGCAGUCCGAGCUUGUCAUUGAUCCUACCAACACCACUGCUACUCCGAAGCCGGGCAAUGAUUGCAGUGAAGACAGCAACACCCAUGGAGGCAGCACAGGGAAGCUUGGCAUGGUCAACGGCAGCACCAGGAAAGAAUCCAUCGAUGGAUCAUCCACCAGGAAUUUGUUACCCAGUAGCCAUGAAUCCAGCGUCGCUGCUGAUUUUGAGCUCCUAUGGAAACUGCGCAAGUAUCUGGUGCUUCUUGGAACCUUAGCUGUUAGUGUGACAUACAAUGCUGGAUUAACUCCACCGGGGGGAUUCUGGACAAACAACACGACUGGGCAUGAUGGGCAUUAUGCUGGCGACCCUGUCCUUCGUGCUCGAUUCUUCCCACGGCAUGAGGUAUUCUUUUACUUGAAUACAGCAGCCUUUGCUGCAUCUCUUGUCUUGAUCAUUUUGCUUCUGAGUAAGCAUGUGACCAGGCAGAAGUUCUGGCUCCGUUCAAUGCAAUUUACCAUGAUUCUGGACUUGUUCAGCCUGAUGGGGGCCUAUGCCGCUGGAAGCUGUAGGGCAGUAAAGUCAUCCAUUUACAUCUGGGUUCUAGUCUUUGCUGUUUUCGUAUAUAUUGUGAUCCAUAUCCUAGUAUUCAUAAGAGUUGUUCCAAAAUUUGUUGAGGAAAAAAGAGCUGUUCAAAAGUGGGUGGAAGAGAAGGUGCAAUCGGUGCAACGUUGCAUUCUAUCCAAGCGCAGUAUUAAUGCGAGCCAAAGGAGCAGCCACCAAGAGAAAGAUGUAGAGGAGGCUCGCAAGUUCAUUUUGAUGCUUGUGACUUUUGCUGCAACUGUGACAUACCAGGCAGGGUUGAGUCCACCGGGUGGCUUUUGGGCCGAAAAUGAUCGAAACAAGCAUCCAGCUACGUCUAUGCUUCGCAGCAAUAACCUUGCUCGUUAUAAUACUUUUGUUAGUUGCAACUCGACUUCCUUUGUUGCAUCUUUGGUCACGAUCAUACUCCUAUUGAGCCCAGAAUUGAGCAGGAAUGGCAUAAGAACGAAAGCAAUGAUUGUGUGCGUCGUUGUUGACCUGUUGGGCCUGAUUGGAGCAUAUGCUGCUGGAAGCUCUAGGAGUGUGGCAACAUCUGUCAGUGUUAUUUUGAUUAUUGUUGUAGUAUGGAUCUUCUUUGCACUUCUAGCUGGGACCUUUGUUCACAAACCUGUAGCAGACUGGCUUAAAAAGAUAAAGCCAGUCAUCAUAUAUACUAUUGGCCGGGCCUUUUCAUUUCCACAUAGUAGAAACAGAUCAAGAAAUAGAGAGGAAGGUAAUUCUGUUGCAAGUCAUCGGCAAACUGCAGAUCGCACAACAGAAGCAGCAGAACCAGACAGCGCUUCUGAACCAGAAGACCAGCCUGCAUACCAUCAGCAAGUUCCAAAUAUCAAAGAGGGUGAAUCCAAUGGGGAGCAUCAUACUGCAGGCAAACAACAAACUGCAAAUACCGAGGAGGUUGUGUCCGGCUCCGAGCAUGCAUUGGUGAAUGACAAGCAAUCAGAAAAUACCAAAGAUGUUGUGUACAACCUGGAAGAUCAAUCUUCGUCAGCUGAAAAAGAGCCGAUGUCCAAAAUAGAAAACCUGCAUGUUGCGAAUACGAAGGAACAAGCUUCAUUGUUGGAUGACCUUAAGACUCCGAAUACUACGGCUGAUAUUUCUGCUGAGCAUCAACCUGCAGAUAACCAGAAAGUUGAAAAUAUGACGGGGCAAUGUUCAUCUACUGAUGAUCACAAGCCUACAGUCAUGACGGUGGAGGAUUCGUCCGAAGACAUAGUGUUAGCCAGUAACCAUAAUGGAGCCACCAGCGAUCUCAAGGAAGAGAAAGAAUCUUCUGAGAUAGAGAAUGUCGGAACUAAUGAUGACACUAGACCUGUUCAGAAUGGCAACAUUAACAAUUAUGAAGGAGCUCCCAGACAAGAUAACAGCAAUAGCAGUCCAACUGAUGAACAUCUGAAGAAGUCCCGCACAUAUCUUCUUCUUCUCGCCAUUCUUGCAGUAUCUCUGACAUACCAAUCAGGUUUGAAUCCACCAGGUGGCUUCUGGUCAAAAAGAGAGAACAAUAAUUCGACUGGUGAUCCCAUCCUUAACGACACUCAUCAUCGGCCGUAUCAUUUACCUGGUGAUCCCAUCCUUGAGGACACUCACCAUCGACGCUAUAUUGCAUUCUUCUAUUUAAAUGCAAUUGCCUUUGUUGCAUCCCUUGUCAUGAUCAUUAUGCUCCUGAACCGGAGGAUGAGCAACAAGGCUAUAAAACGAUAUGCACUGCAGACCGCAAUGAUAGUGGAUCUUCUUGCUCUAACUGGGUCUUAUGUUAUAGGGAGCUGUAGGAAGACGAAGAAGUCCAUUAUCAUCUCCCUGUUGGUAUGCCUUGUGCUUGCUUACGUUGCUAUUCAUGUUCUUAUAGCGAUACAUGUAAUCCCUGAAGGGUGGAAGAAGCAUGUGGCACAAAAACUAGAGAAUUUGUCGUGCAGAUAUUUGUGGUCAAAAUUGCCUCAACUUGAGCACCACCAGAGAGGUCAUGCUAAUGAGGACUGGGAGCGGAGGCGUAAUCUACUAUUGAUGCUUGCUGUUCUAGCUGCGACGGUCACGUACCAAGCUGGCAUGAACCCUCCUGGAGGUGUGUGGUCUGAUGACAAGGCGGUCAGUGGGAAUCCAGGAGAUCCAGUCCUUCAGCACAACAAUCUAAAGCGGUAUGAUGUGUUCUACUACUCAAAUUCAGUCUCGUUUGUGUCAUCCGUUGUUAUCACAAUACUGCUUGUGAACAAGGAAUCCUGUGAGCAUGGUAUCAAGUCCUAUGCACUACGUGUGUGCUUGGUGGUGGGUUUGGUUGGCCUCUUGAUUGCCUAUUCUGCAGGAAGCUACAGGAAAGCAAAGGAAUCAAUUUAUCUAAUCAUCAUUGCCGUUGCAGUUCUGAUCUGCCUUGUGGUUCAAGUCCUUGUGCUCUCAUCGACAAAUGAUACACUUGGAGGGACAUUUGGCAGAUGUAUGGAACGCCCGCUUCAGUGGCUUUUCGGUAAGAAUGAGCUCGGGCUCAAAAAUACUGCUCAGCAGCCAAAAAGUUCAGGUCAUGGUGAGAAAGAAGUUCGAAAGAGGCACAAGUAUCUGAUGCUGCUUGCAAUUUUAGCAGCCUCCAUCACGUAUCAAGCUGGUCUAAACCCACCUGGGGGCUUCUGGUCUGAUGAUGAUGAAGGCCAUGUGGAAGGCAAUCCGAUCCUACACCCACCUGGUGGCUUCUGGUCUGAUAAUAAAGGCCAUUUGGCAGGCAAUCCGGUCCUUCUUGAUAUUAAUCCCCGGCGCUACGAAACAUUCUUCUGCUUCAACUCCAUCUCCUUCAUGGCGUCUAUUGUCGUAAUCAUGUUUCUGUUGAAUAAUUCUGUCUGGAAGAAGGAUGUACCACUUGAGGUAUUGCACCUGAUCAUGAUACUAGACCUGCUGGCUCUCAUGACGGCUUUUGCUGCUGGAAGCUGCCGGAAAUUCAGGACUUCUGUCUGUGUGUAUGCACUGCUAGCUGGUGUUGUUAUAUACUUCGCGAUUAUAUUUCUUUUGUCAAGUGGCAUUGUGAAAUGUGUGAGGCCAGGGGAGAGAAGUGGGACUAGCUCUCCGAGGCACCCUAAUGGUCCUUCGGGAACAGAACCGCUGCAACCUGAACAGCAAGUUUGAAUGCCCCAUUCUCACGGGAAUACUACCGAUUUAAAGACCUGCUUUCUUGUAUUAUCUGGAACUAAUGGCUGUGUUUGGUUUAAGUGUAUGUCUAGAGCUCUGUUCUGACAUGGAAGUUGAUAAUGUUGCCAUGGCUUUGCCAUUCCUUGUAAACUUAUGAACUCAUUCUUUCAUUUGUUCCUUGAGUUUGUCUCAACUAUUUCGUCGUUUCAGUGUUACAAUGGAAGAGGAAGAAGCAUGGAAUCAGUUUCUUU